AUAGACUUCACCUCCAAGGCAAUAACAUUCCGUGAGUGUCUUAUAAAUAUUAGCAUUGCUUUGCCAUCAUCUUCACAGCAACAUUUCAUCCUAUAACAACCUCAAAAACACCUAACGAAAAUACCCAGAAUGGCCGAAAGAGUACUCUUUUAUAUUGCUGGGGAGAUCAUUAAGAAGCUGGGUUCUCGAGCCCUGCAAGAGAUUGGAGUGUGGUGGGGUGUCAAAGAUGAGCUUCAGAAACUCAAAGGCACAGUCUCCAGAAUUCGGGCUGUACUUCUUGAUGCUGAGAAGAAGGCGGCCCUAAACGAACAAGUCAAAGAUUGGCUUGGAGAGCUUCAAGAAAUUGUUUAUGAUGCUGAUGACUUAAUAGAUGACUUUGCCACUGAAGCUUUGCAGCGCCAAGUGAUGACUGGAAAUAGAAUGACAAAGGAGGUAAGCCUUUUCUUUUCUUCUUCGAAUCGGCUUGUUUAUGGUUUUAAUAUGGGUCAUAAAAUUAAGGUGAUUAGGGAGAGACUAGAUGCCUUUGACGAAGAUAGGAAAAAGUAUGGACUUCAACAUGUGGAGCGUCCAGAGGCGUCAUUUUAUAGUAGGGGAAGGAACCAAACUAUCUCAUAUGUAGAUGAGAAACAAGUCAUUGGGAGGGAAAAUGAUAGAAAGGCAAUCAUAGAUCUUUUGUUAGACUCUAAUAUUGCAGAUAAUGUUUCAGUCAUUCCCAUUGUUGGGAUUGGUGGGUUAGGAAAGACCACAUUAGCUCAAUAUGUUUUUAGCGAUGAAAACGUCAAAACUCAUUUUGAGCUGAAGCUGUGGGUUUGUGUCUCUGAAGUCUUUGAUCUAAAAGUAGUAGUAGAAAAGACAUUGAAAUCAAUUGGAAGGGAACCCGGAAACUUUGAAUUGGAUCAAUUGCAAACAAGUCUUCGAGAUGAAAUCAGGGGAAAGAAAUAUUUGUUAGUGUUGGAUGAUGUUUGGAAUGAAGAUCUUCAAAAAUGGACUGAUUUAAAGGCAUUAUUGACGUGUGGUGCAAGAGGAAGUAGGAUCUUAGUGACCACUCGUUCCGAAAUGGUUGCAGCAAUAACUAGUGGCAAAAAGACACAUUAUUCUCUAAAGGGCUUAGAUGUAGAUAAGUCUUGGUCUUUGUUUAAGAAAAUAGUGUUCGAGGGGAAAGAGCCAGAGAGUCCAAAAGUGAAAGAAAUCGGAGAGCAGAUUAUAGAGAAGUAUGUUGGAGUUCCCCUUGCAAUAAAGACAAUUGCAAGUCUUUUAUACUUUAGAGAUCCAGAAAGAGAAUGGUUGCCUUUUUUAGAAAAUGAUCUUUCAAAAAUAGCUCAGAAUGAGAAUGACAUUUUGCCAACCCUUCAAUUGAGUUAUGAUCAUCUGCCAUCACAUUUGAAGCAUUGUUUUGCAUAUUGUGCAUUAUUUCCCAAAGAUUAUGUGAUUGAUGUGAAAACAUUAAUUCAUCUUUGGAUUGCCCAAGGAUUCAUUGAGUCAUCAAAUUCAAGUCUAUGUGAUGAAGACAUUGGGCUACAGUAUUUUACAGAGUUGUGGUGGAGGUCAUUUUUUCAGGAAGUAGAGAGGGAUGAAUUUGGCAAUAUAAAAAGUUGCAAAAUGCAUGAUUUGAUGCAUGACCUUGCAACUUCAGUUGCUGGGAAGAGCAUUUGCAUAAUAAAUUCUAAAGAAAAAAGUGUGGAUAAAAGUAUCCGUCACGUGUCAUUUUACUUCCGGUUAUGUUCAUCCCAACAAAUUCCUGCUGGAUUAAGCAAUGCACUAAAAUUGAGAACGCUUCUUUUUAAUAGUACUGGUGAAAGUAGGUUGUCAAUCUCUAAAGUUAUUGUUCCAAACUUUAGAGAGUUACGGGUGUGUGAUAUGAAUCGGGCAAAGAUUGAAAAAGUGUCCAAUUCCAUAAAUAAACUAAAACAUCUGAGAUAUCUUGAUGUUUCUCAUAAUGAGAAAAUCGUAGCACUUCCAAAUUCUAUUACAAAUCUACAAAAUUUGCAAGUGCUAAAUGUCUCAUGGUGUAGUAGUCUAAAGGAACUGCCUAAAGAUAUUAAAAAACUGAUUAAUCUUAGGCAUUUGUAUUGUGUUGGCUGUUCGAAUUUGACCCAUAUGCCACGUGGGCUUGGGCAAUUGACUUCACUUCGAACGUUGACACGGUUUGUAGUGGCAAAAGAUAAUUCAGUGGCAAAGAAUGUUGGAGGAUUAAAUGAAUUGAAUAGCCUCAACAAUUUGAGAGGAAGUCUUGAAAUUUAUAAUUUGGGAUAUGUGAAAAAUGGGAUAAUAAAUCCUAUUUUGAAAGACAAGUCGCUUCUUCAAUCAUUGUCUUUAUCUUCGGAUCGAGAUGAUGAUGCAAAUGUUGAAAGUGAAGAAAUGGCAUUCCAAAAUCUCGAACCGCAUCCUAAUCUUAAAAAGUUUACUGUGUAUAAGUACACAGGCAGGAGGUUUCCAAGUUGGGUUUCUUCCCUCACAAAUCUUGUCAAUAUUCGGUUAUGGAAUUCCAGAUGUCAGCAUCUCCCACCGCUGGAUCAAUUCCCUUCACUUCAAAUGUUAGAUAUUUGGGGAUUAAAUGAUUUAGAAUACAUAGAAAUUAAGGGACAGGCAACAUCAUUCUUUCCAUCCCUCAAGUUUCUAAGAUUGGGUGCUUGUCGUAAGCUGAUAGGAAUGAAGAGGUAUGAAGAUGACAGUGAUGAUUCAACCACCAUAUCAUCACCAGACCUACUCCAAUUUCCUUGUCUUUCUGAAUUCCACUGUUUUGGUUGCCUUAAUUUGAGUUUGAUCCCUCAGUUUCCAUCUCUCGAUGAAGAAUUAGUAUUGAUGCCAGUGAGCGUGCAACUUGUGCAGCAAAUAUUCACAACAUCAACUUCUUCUUCUUCUUCCUCAAUCGUUCCUCCUCUCUCUAAAUUGAAGAAGCUCAUUAUUUGGGACAUUAAGGAUCUCGAAUUUCUCCCUCCAGAUGGACUGCACAAUCUCACUUCUCUUCAACAAUUAGAGAUUAAGAGGUGCCCAAGAUUAACAUCUCUGCCUCAAGAGAUGCUUUCCCUCACCUCUUUACGAGAAUUGACAAUUAGUGGUUGUCCCCUGUUGAGCAAAAGAUGUGCAGAUAAAAAGGGUGAGGAUUGGCCUUUUAUUUCUCACAUCCCAAAUGUUCAAGUUGAUUGCAAAAGAAUUCAAUGGGAGGGCUGCUAUCUACUAGAGGACGAAGAAAAAUCUUCUACCACAUCUGAAAAUUGAAAUGAUAAGUUAUGAAGAUUAAUUGCUGCCUCCUUCUUGAAAAACGUGUAUGAAGUUCUGGAGGGGAACUUCUAACUCAUUGACUCUAUCGGCAGUGGACAGCAGUAAAAACACAAGAAAUACAAUUAAGUUGCAGAAGGAAUGCUGGUUAUAGAACAAGACAAGAUAUGAGAAACUCCGGAGCUGCAAUUACAACCUCGCCGCUAUUCCAAAUGUGUUAGAAGCGGAAAAUAUUUAGUGAAUCUCUGUGGAAGUGUUCUGGUUGCAACUUUGGUUUAUGCAAUACGCAUUGGCAGGAGGUUCCGUGGUUAACUUUCUUCCCUCACAAAUCUUCAGCAGUUAACCAUUUUGGGAAUAGAGUCUUUGCCUUGACAGAUGUGUGGAGAAUCAAUUUUGACAGUUGGGUUUUCUUCUUAAUCAAACUUCCGGUGCAUGCUUUCCUCUUUUACCCCUUACCCUCUUUGAGAUCAAAUGCCUGUUACAAAUUUUCCUGCAACUAAGAUUGCAACAGAAAAAUAACCAAGGAUGAUUUUUGUGUCAGACUCAUCAAUUAUUGAGCAAUUUGGUGAUUGUUACUGCAGUGCUUCUCACAUUCAUCUUAAAUAUUGCAAAGAGUUCUAACUGUAUACAUAACCUGCAGUCACUUAUAGACACUGGAAAUGGGAGAUCAAGGACAGAUUAUAUUCCCAUAGUUUCUUGGACCAGAAAUAUGAGUGAUUUGAGAAUGUUUUCAUCACAAAAAUGAAAUCAGUGUACAUCUUUUGUCCUUGUGUACCUCAAAGCUUCCUGCCUCUAAUUCAUUUCAUCGGUACAUGGAAUUCCUCUUCGUCAAUGUUACUAUUAAUUUUAAGAUUCA
Messenger RNA from Hevea brasiliensis (rubber tree), 4075 nucleotides. Its product is annotated as putative disease resistance protein RGA3. Gene Ontology annotation, molecular function: ADP binding. NCBI's taxonomy places the organism in Eukaryota, Viridiplantae, Streptophyta, Magnoliopsida, Malpighiales, Euphorbiaceae. The record is from RefSeq and is a predicted model, not a curated record. Gene Ontology annotation, biological process: defense response to other organism. The transcript has 5 exons. The coding region runs from base 130 to 3219 and encodes 1029 amino acids.